This is a messenger RNA of Trichobilharzia szidati, 590 nucleotides long. NCBI's taxonomy places the organism in Eukaryota, Metazoa, Platyhelminthes, Trematoda, Strigeidida, Schistosomatidae. The record is from the annotation of a GenBank genome assembly.
AGAUUUGAUAAUGCGUCGUAACUACAGUCUUCAACCGGAUAGAAAGAGUCGUCAGGCAAGACCAACGUCUGUUAUUGGACAAGAACAAAAUCCUGUAAAUCGUGAUGUGAAAUACAAAUCACAGAAUAACGAAUCGGUUGAAAGUUUAAUGCAAUUUUUAAUAAAUACAAACUACAACAGUCCUUCACCCGAGGCUUCAUCGACACUGAAUUCUAAAGAGAUAUUCUCAAUGUUUGAGCAUAUUGUUCGUCAAAUUGAUGAUACAUUUCGCAUUGAAGGUGGUGGGAUGAAAACAGAAGCAGUAUUUGUAAGUACUCUUAAGAAGUUUGGCUAUCCUAACCCUCUGAGUAAACUACAUCUAGUCGCACCUGGUGCUCCUCAGGCAUGGAAUUCCGUUGUAACCGCAAUGAUUUGGUUAAUAGAAGGCGUGGUGCAUGCGAAACAAUUCAGUGAAUUUGACAUUCCCGUUGCUGAAGGUGAUGGAAAUUCCAUUGAGAAAGCAACAGUCAACAAGUUUAUUCAUAAAUUGAAGUUAUCCUUGUUUAAGAGAAAACGCGGAGUCCCUAAUAUUACUGACUCUGUACUUCAGG